Mixia osmundae IAM 14324 is the source of this 1081-nucleotide messenger RNA. RefSeq lists its product as uncharacterized. The transcript has 6 exons. The record is from RefSeq and is a predicted model, not a curated record. Gene Ontology annotation, biological process: intracellular sterol transport; sphingolipid metabolic process; sterol metabolic process. The coding region runs from base 91 to 939 and encodes 282 amino acids. Lineage: Eukaryota; Fungi; Basidiomycota; Mixiomycetes; Mixiales; Mixiaceae. Gene Ontology annotation, cellular component: Golgi apparatus; cortical endoplasmic reticulum.
GAGCUGUCGCAGAUGAUCCGGUGAUCGACAUUGAUCAGCUCGCGCGCUUCUUCUCCGGGCGCAAAGACCGAGCCAUGUCAUGAUCCCACUAUGAGGUGCAUCAACUGCUCACACGAGGUCGCCGCACACCCUCCUUCUCGCUGCAUCCCUGACGCCCGCCCGCCGAUGCAGGUCAGCCAGCUAUACGAAUCGUUCGGCAAGGGUCAUGUCGUCCUCUCGCCUUGCCCAAUAUGCAGCAUGUUUGCCGACGUGUAUACCGAAGUCGGCGAGGGCUGCUUGCUCAUGCUCGACCUGCUCCUCAUGAAGAAAACGGCAAUGCGUCAUCUGCUCUUCAAUCACACUGAGCUGCGCGCGCUUCAGCCUCAAGCCCCUCGACUGUCUCUGACUGCUCGGCUUGCGAUCGCCCUCAUCUCGCUCAAUGGAUAUGUCAGAUGGGCUCGACAAGUCGACAGUCUUGCGCUAUCUCAGGGCGAGGGAGCCCUGUACACGCCAAUAUUGCUUCGAGAGCUCGCUGUGGCAAUACUAGUAGAGGCCCGAGACACUGCACUCCUGCAUGCCACCAUGACGACAUUCGUACGAGCUUUCCUCCAGAUCCGGGGGCGCAAAGUCUCGUAUUUCGACUACCGACUCGUCCCGCUGACUCUCUUGCUGUCUUCUCUGACAUCUCUGUUCGGCUUGAUGGCCAUGGCGCUCUUCCGUGGCGCUUACAGCAAGUUAUCUGACCGCGCUGUGGCGACGACAGCAGCACACGCGCCCGAAUUCAUGCAGAUCUGGCACGCGGUCCAAUCUGGCUCGCUGCUGGCACUGAAGGACGAAGUACUCCGAUGGAUGCAAGCUGGUCUGCCCGUCACUUCUGUGCAGGAUGGGCUAGCGUUACUCUCCGCGAUCGUCGGUCUAUCGAGUAAGCGCGCUCACACUCUCAAAGGCUGCGAUGGCUGAGACUAAAGCCUCGGAUCUAGUGUUGACGAACGCUUCAAUGCUCACGAGUGGGACGUUGUACUGCUCUGGGUGGGCAUUCACCACACUGCUCCUCACGCAACUCGACACGAGCAGAUUGUCAACAUGGAUAGGAUUGUGACAG